GCUACACUCAGCUGAUGGGAGGGUCGCAGUUUGCAGACAGGAGACAGGAUCCAUGGCAACAAACAUGGCAGAGGCAGAGACCCGACAGAGGCUGCUGCGCACCGUCAAGAAGGAGGUGAAGCAGAUCAUGGAGGAGUCAGUCACCAGGAAAUUUGUUCACGAAGACAGCAGCCAUAUUGUGUCCUUUUGUGCCGCAGUGGAGGCAUGUGUUUUGCACGGGUUGAAACGACGAGCAGCAGGCUUUCUGCGUAGCAACAAGAUAGCGGCACUCUUCAUGAAGGUGGGAAAGAGCUUCGCCCCGGCUGAGGAGCUGUGUAGAAAGGCCCAAGAGCUGGAGCAGAUCAUCGAGACAAAAAGAAGUCAAAGCUUGCAAAGUCAAGACAGCCUUCGCAGGAUGCCCCGACUGCCCAGCCUCACCACACAGGGAGUCAGGAACCUGUGGAUCAGGACAGCUCUAUUUGAAAAGGUGUUGGACAAGAUUGUCCUCUACCUGGUGGAGAACAGCAGCAAGUACUAUGAGAAAGAGGCUGUUUUAAUGGACCCUGUGGACGGACCUAUCCUCGCCUCUUUGUUAGUGGGACCCUGUGCUUUGGAGUACACAAAGAUGAAGACAGCCGACCACUUCUGGACAGAUCCGUCUGCAGACGAGUUGGUGCAAAGGCAUCGCAUCCAUGGUGGCCAUUGCAGACAGGAUUCUCCCACUAAGAGGCCUGCACUGUGUAUCCAGAAGAGGCACUCCAGCAGCAGCAUGGAUGAGCGCCCAUCCCCCUCGCCAUCAGCUCGUGAAUACGUGGAGUCACUACAUCAAAACAACAGAGUGACCCUUUUGUUUGGCAAAAACAAUGUGCUUGUACAACCGCGGGAUGACAUGGAAGCCAUCCCAGGCUACCUCUCUUUGCACCAGAACGCUGACAUCAUGACCCUGAAGUGGACACCCAAUCAGCUAAUGAACGGCUCAGUUGGGGACUUGGAUUAUGAACGCAGUAUCUACUGGGACUAUGCCAUGACAAUCCCUCUGGAGGAGAUAGUUUACUUGCACUGUCAUCAACAAGUUGACAGUGGGGGGACGGUGGUGCUUGUCAGUAAGGAUGGAAUCCAAAGACCCCCGCUUCGUUUCCCCAGAGGCGGCCACCUGCUUCAGUUCCUCUCCUGCCUAGAGAAUGGCCUGCUUCCUCACGGCCAGCUGGACCCUCCACUCUGGUCCCAGAGGGGAAAGGGAAAAGUGUUUCCGAAGCUGCGGAAGAGGGUUCCUCAGGGAUCUGGAUCCUCAGACUCGGUCUCGGAUAAGGAGGAGGACGAGGCCACAGACUACGUCUUCCGCAUCCUAUUUCCAAACAGCCAGUCAGAGUUUGUGACUCCUCCAGACUUGAUGGAUCAGGGAGCUACAAUGUGGCACCCCACUCUCAGGAAGGCUUCGUGUUCCUCUUGUUCUCAGGGGAGUUUCUUGGACGGAACGACACUCAAGGGGUGCAACCAUGAGAGGACUCCUCUGAAGCUGCUGUGCGAUAACAUGAAGUAUCAGAUCAUCUCUCGGGCUUUCUAUGGCUGGUUGGCAUACUGUCGUCACCUGUCCACUGUGCGUACACACCUUUCUGCUCUCGUCAAUCACACCAUUGUUGCCCCUGAUGUGCCACGUGAUGCCUUCAAAGGGCUCACCGCAGACGUGUGGCAGACGUUCCUCCAGGACUGCACAGCAUAUGAAGAGAAGGAGCUUCUUCGCCUGGUAUACUUUGGCGGUGUUGAAGCGUCGCUGCGUAAAGAGGUUUGGCCUUUCCUGCUGGGUCAUUAUCAGUUUGGAAUGUCAGAGGAGGAGAGGAAGGAGGUGGAUGAGCAGGUCCGAGUGUGCUACCAGCAGACCAUGCGUGAAUGGCUCGGCUGUGAGGAGAUUGUCAAGCAGCGGGAGAAGGAGCAGCAUGCUGCGGCGUUGGCAAAGUGUUCCACUGGAGCGAGCAUAGACAUCCCCAGUCCGAAGAUGGUCCACCACGACUCAACCAUCAGCAAUGAGUCCCAGUCCUCCCAGAGUUCAGACAGGCAGAGUCUGGCUCGCCUACAGAGUGACUCCAGCAGCAGCACACAGUUCUUCACAUCCUCCCAUCCCUUCCCCUGGAGUAGCCUGCUUCCCUUUGGCUUGUUCUUUCAGGUGUUUGAAUCCGUAGAGGAGGUGGACCAGAUCGAGAUGGAGCCUAAAAAUGAAGAGGCCAAACAGGUGCCAAAGAUGCAAAAUGGAACUCUGCAGAACGAGACGAGCUCUCCCGACUCUGGACACCCCUCCUCCCGUAACUUCUCCGUCACCUCAGGCCUGUCAGACGGUUCACUCAGCACAGAGGACAGCGCUACAGCUGAUCUAACACAGAGAUCUGCAACUGUCAAACAUGGAGGGGCAGAAAGUGAAGGUCUGACAGAGGAAAUGGACAGCCUGGGGAAAGGUCAAGUAAAGAACAAAGAGGGGGAGGGGGAGGGAGAGGGGAAACGGGCUGAUGUGACUGAAACUGCAAAAAAUACCAACAGUGAGGAAACAGCUGAUAACACGAUCCAACCACUUGAAAAGGAGCUUAUGAAGGCCAACAAAGAGAAAAGCCUGCAACCUGAAACACAACAAACUGUUAGGGAGUCUGGAGUUAUUAAAACAAAAGAAGAGGACGACCAAGAUGCACUGGCAGACUUCAAAGGAGCUAAAUCUUUAGAGUUAGAGGAAACAAAAAAAGGAGUGUCCAAUGAGGAUACUCUGAUGGUAUCAGCAGCUGCAACAAAAACAGCUGGAGAAUUCAGUAAGCUGAAAACAGAUACGGAAAGGAGCAUAGAGGAAACAUCAAAGAAAACAGCAGAAACACAUUUGAUAUCAAAGGAAAUGGACCAAUCAAAUACUAGCACACAAGAGGUUUCUCUGGUAGAAUACAAAGAAAAUAUAUCUGUAGAACCCGUGGCCUCUGAAGUUGAAAAGAGCCUCAUUCUCACGGCAGACACCGAGGUAUUGAGGCCAAAGGAAGCUUACUUCAGCUCUCAGAAAGACGAGGCUCAGGUCAUGACUGAGUCUGAUGAGUCUCCCUCUGCCAUAGAGAUGGAGGAGAUCCCCACCGCCAAAGUUUCCAUGGUGCCUUGGAGCAGGAAGGGGCGCUGUGAAGCCUCGACAUUUUCUGAGGACUCGGCUUCUCCUAAUGUGGAGCUCCUGCAGGAGACGGCAAGUCCAGAAGGCACAGAGUCCAUCCUGUCUGAGGAGCCGGAGAUGGAGAGCCUUUACACCCAGUUUGACUCUCUGGCCGGGUCAGAAAACACAAAGAAUGAAGCGACCCACCAAGGAUCUGCUGAGAGUACCUUCUCUCAAGAGCUUUUGGACCUGUAUACAUUAAAUCUUCACCGCAUUGACAAGGAUGUCCAGCGCUGUGACAGAAACUACUGGUACUUCACUCCUGCCAACCUAGAAAAACUGCGCAACAUCAUGUGCAGCUAUAUCUGGAGGCACCUUGACAUUGGUUAUGUGCAAGGCAUGUGUGAUCUGCUCGCACCUCUUCUCGUAAUUCUGGAUGAUGAGGCCCUGGCCUUCAGCUGCUUCUCUGAGCUCAUGAAGAGAAUGAAUCAGAACUUUCCACACGGAGGAGCUAUGGACACUCACUUUGCCAACAUGCGCUCUUUAAUCCAGAUCCUGGAUUCUGAGCUCUUUGAGCUAAUGCACCAGAACGGAGACUACACCCACUUCUACUUCUGUUACCGCUGGUUUCUCCUUGACUUUAAGCGAGAGCUGGUGUAUGAUGACGUGUUUACAGUCUGGGAAACCAUCUGGGCAGCUAAGAAUGUCUCCUCCAGUCACUUUGUCCUCUUCAUUGCUUUAGCGCUUGUGGAGAUCUACAGGGACAUCAUCCUGGAGAACAACAUGGACUUCACUGACAUCAUCAAGUUCUUCAACGAAAUGGCUGAACACCACAACAUCAAGCAGAUUUUGACCCAGGCCAGAGAUCUGGUGUGUAAGGUGCAGAUACUGAUAGAGAACAAGUGAUUCACUCUUUUCCUUCCAAGUGACGUGUGAACAGCUGUAGCAGUAUAAGAGUAAAACACAUAUGAGCACACACACAAACACACACCAAUGUUACACAAGGCCUUUGCAAUCACUGUUUGCUGCUAUGAGCCUUAUUAACUGUAUCCACAAUGUGUUUGUGUGUUGUCUUUCAGCUGUGUUAGAAUAUUAUGCUUCAUAUUUGUUAGUAUGUUCAAGUGAAAAACAAAUCUAUCCGAAAAAAUAGUUUGAUUAUUCAAUAUUUUUGUCAGAGAUCCCUCAAGUGUCAGUCUUAAUCUGAGUGCACUUCAUAUUUUGAGAUGAGGAGGGUUUUAGUGACACAUUUUAAGCCAAAUAAUUCAGAGCAGAACUAGACUAUAUUUAUGAGGAAAAUACAUUGUGAUGAUCAUUUAUAAUACUUAUUUUAAUAGUCAGAGUUUAAAUGAUUCAGAAGAACAUAUAUAGAAAGUAAUACUCUUAUAAUAUCCUGUAAUGGAAGAUCAAAAGUCAGAAAACACUUUUAUUUUCUCUAAUAACAACACCCCACAAUCUGAUUUAUUUUUUUCUGUUGAUGACUGAGAACACUGGCCUGUAGUCCAAUAUAUACCUUUUGUAGCUUUUAGCACCAUGUCAGUGAUUUAGCAUCCAACAGUGUUUUAAUGUCCUAGAACUGCCUUCUCUACCAAAUAUUACGUCCUAUUUGUUCUUUGUGAAAUGUACUGUACUGAGAGAACAAUGUGUUUUAUCCUGAGGAAUAUAUUAUGUUUAAUCUUCAAAAAUCAUUAUUACUGAAGUGACUUAUGGAUGUCUGAGUGGAGAUUUAUAUAAAAAACACAAGCCAGAUCUUUUUCUUUAUGUAGUGACUCAAUGUAUAUUUUGUAAAUUGUGCAGUUUAGUCACUUUGGUUUUGGUCUUGUAAUGUCUGGCGCCUGGUCGUUGCAUUAAAUGUUAUUUUCAGCUUUAGUAUAUAACGAAAAGAGAAAGCAAGCAGACAAGACAGUAAAAAGUUCCAGGCUUCCACAUCUUAUAGCAGAUAUUUAAGCUUAAAGGAACUAAACAGAGGGAUGAAAGUGAGAGGUAAUGUUUGACAUACUUUCAAAAGGAAUUGUGCAUGACUCUAUGUUAUGAGAGAUCAGAUCUUCAGCUUGUGAGGAUGUACAACUUGUAUUUUUUUUAACCCUUUAAAUUAGUACUGAGAUGAUCUUAGUCUUAAACAUUCAUACUUGCCAUUCAAUAACUAAAACUUCAGUAAGUGUGUCUUCAAGUGUUGCUUCAUGAUUGUGGUAACUCUCCAACUGCUUUAAAUAUUUCAGCAUUUCUUUGUGAAUACUAACUGCUGUCCCCAAAAUCCCCAUUUUAUUUAUUGUAACUGUGUUUGCCGAAUUAUUUAUUUAUUUAUGUAUUUAUACAUGUAUUCAUUUUCUUACUCAGAUGCUAAUUUAUUUGUUAUGCUAAUAUUAUUAUUUCGUGGCCAGUUGAUCACGUGUAUUGUAAAACAAUCAAAUUCUGUACUAAGAGGUCAUAAGUCUAUAUACAGUAUAUAUUAAAUGGUAUAUGUUCUUUUAUAAAAAAAAUAAAAUGAAUCAUCAUUAUUUUUCC
Messenger RNA from Labrus mixtus (cuckoo wrasse), 5587 nucleotides. RefSeq names its product small G protein signaling modulator 1a (gene sgsm1a). The transcript is spliced from 25 exons. Gene Ontology annotation, biological process: activation of GTPase activity. Gene Ontology annotation, molecular function: GTPase activator activity. The record is from RefSeq and is a predicted model, not a curated record. Lineage: Eukaryota; Metazoa; Chordata; Actinopteri; Labriformes; Labridae. Bases 53 to 3991 code for a protein of 1312 amino acids.